Funneliformis caledonium is the source of this 435-nucleotide messenger RNA. NCBI's taxonomy places the organism in Eukaryota, Fungi, Glomeromycota, Glomeromycetes, Glomerales, Glomeraceae. The record is from the annotation of a GenBank genome assembly.
AUGUGGUGCGAUAAUUGUUUAUUAAUAUUUCCGUUACGAGCCGGAGCCAUAGCUCUUUCUUUGCUAAUGGCGUUAUAUCAAAUCGGAGGUGGCAUUUUUUUAUUUUUAUAUGGAGAUUUUUACUUUACAAUAUAUCCAGAAGCAUCCCUUUACGGUGGUUACGCAAUGGCACAAGGAGCGGUUAGAGCAGGUGUAAUGACAUGGGAAUUAAACCAUUUUAAAGAUAGGAUUGAAUGGGAAUGUAAUAAUGGAGGAGUGAAAUGGGCGGACGCACAUAAUAAUGAUCCAGAUUUUAAACCUCCUCCUGCCUUAAAAGAUAAUCCAAGAUUACCAAAUGGAUUUUGUAGAGUUGGUGUUGAAUCCGUGGGUACUACUUUUGCUUUCGCUUUUGUAAUUGAUUUUAUAUUAAUGGGUGAAUACGUGUAUCCUCAGUGA